Zychaea mexicana is the source of this 1289-nucleotide messenger RNA. RefSeq names its product putative histone acetyltransferase. Gene Ontology annotation, cellular component: histone acetyltransferase complex. Gene Ontology annotation, molecular function: protein binding; histone H3 acetyltransferase activity. Bases 125 to 1165 code for a protein of 346 amino acids. The transcript has 7 exons. NCBI's taxonomy places the organism in Eukaryota, Fungi, Mucoromycota, Mucoromycetes, Mucorales, Lichtheimiaceae. The record is from RefSeq and is a predicted model, not a curated record. Gene Ontology annotation, biological process: chromatin remodeling; positive regulation of transcription by RNA polymerase II.
UUUUUUUUUCCUUGGUUGUAACUAACUUCUUUUCCCCCACCUCCUUCUUCUUUCUUUUCUUUCUUCUUAAGCUAUAAAGUAGCACAGACACUCCCUUUUCUUUCAUUAACUUUUCUUAACCCAUAUGCCAGAAGAGAAUGGGGGAGACAUUUCAGUACGAGUUGUUCUUAACGAUGGCUCUGCUCAAAGUAUGAUCCUUCUUACUGGUCUGAAGAACAUCUUUCAAAAGCAACUUCCAAAGAUGCCAAAAGACUACAUUGCACGCUUAAUAUAUGACAGAAACCACUCGAGCAUGGCUUUAAUACGACAUCCUAUGAAGGUGAUCGGUGGCAUCUGUUACCGACCGUUUGACAGCCAGGAGUUUGCAGAGAUUGUGUUUUGUGCGAUUGCCUCUACAGAACAAGUCAAGGGCUAUGGUUCUUAUCUCAUGAAUCAUUUGAAGGAUUAUAUCGCAAAAAACACAAAUAUGAAGCAUUUCUUAACGUAUGCCGAUAACUACGCCAUUGGUUAUUUCAGGAAGCAGGGAUUCACAACAGAGAUCACGUUGGAUCGAAGGAAAUGGGUUGGUUAUAUCAAGGAUUACGAAGGAGGAACAAUCAUGCAGUGCACGAUGGUUCCCAAGGUCGAAUACUGCAAGGCAAGAGAAUUGCUUGAGCUACAACGGAAGGCAGUACUGGAGAAAACCCAACAGUACUCCACAUCACAUAUUGUAUACCCCGGGAUCGACAUGCCGGUAGACGAGGAUGGAAAACGAAGUAUCCAGCCGCUCAAAGUGCCUGGCGUCCAGGAGUCUGGCUGGACACAAGAGAUGGACGACUUAUCAAACCGACCUCGACACCCUGCGCAUUACAACCAAAUGCGACAUAUUGUGUCCGAGCUACGAGCGAGUCCACAUUCAUGGCCAUUUGUUGAAGCUGUCAAUCCAGACGAAGUGACGGAUUAUUACGACAUUAUCAAGGAUCCAAUGGAUCUCUCGAUGCUCGACCAAAAUGUCGAAAACGAUGUCUAUGACACGAUGGAUGAGUUUGUCAAGGAUGUACAAAAGAUCUUUGAUAACUGUCGACUAUAUAAUGCUGAUACGACCAACUAUGCUCGAUGUGCGAAUCGGCUGGAGCAACUAUUCAAGGAACGGCUUCAAGUGUGGACCAGCGGCGGCGAUUCAUAAAGGAGCACAAAAGGUUAAGAGAAAAGCAAAUCAUUGUAUAUUGUAAAUAUUCCCUUCUUUUUUUUUUACUACUACUACUAUUACUUAGAAACAAGCAACAAAAAAAGCAACAAAACAAACACAU